UCACCACUGCAGACAAGUGGACUGUGAAGCGUCGUGGGCCGCAGUCGGCCCCUUGGUGGUGAGUCGUGCACGCCAGCUCCUCCCUCGUCUUCAUCGUCACUUCCCUCGCACUCCACGGCGAUGGCGAGUCUCACAAUUGUUGUCGUCGCAGCCUUGAGCGGACUUGCCGUUGGUCAGGCGCCAGAACGCGACCAGACCAUUCCGGAUUGUGUUGGAAAGGUUGCUGAUGUCUUCUUUGUGCUGGACUCGUCGACGUCUAUCUACGUGGAUGACUAUCGACAGGAACUGCAGUUCACACGCGAUGUCAUCUCCCGGUUUGACAUCAGCCGCGACACCACUCGCGUCGGCGCCCUGUCGUUCAGUGACGACUUCCAGGUGGGGUUCGACCUCGACCGGGUACGAAAUAAGGCCACGACCCUGUCUGCAGUGGACGAACGGACCCUUCCGUACCGCACAGGUGUCACCAACACCGACUUGGCUCUGCGGUACGUCAGAACCAACGUGAACGUCAGGCCAGACAUCACCAAAGUCAUCAUCGUCAUCACUGAUGGAGUGUCCAGGUCGCCAGGAGCCACUGCACAAGAAGCGGAGGAGGCCAAGGAUGCUGGGUUCUAUGGUGUGGUGGGGGCUGGUCAGUACCUGGAUGAAAACGAGUGGCGUGUCAUUGCCAGCGACCCAGACAGCGAGUUCAUCUUCAACAUCACAAACUUCAGCAACCUGCAGACCCUGCGGGACUCCCUGCCCAGGAGACUGUGCCGCCUGCCUCCUCUCAUCGUCCGCACCGAGUGUGUGGUUGACUCUGAAGCAGACCUCUUGUUCCUGGCGGCACCUAACGGAAUCAACGAUGCUUUAGACAUCAUGGAGGACAUCUCCCGCAACUUUGUCAACAAGGAGCGCCUAACGGCUCAGUACAUCAUGGACAACUGUGAAGACAACCAGGAUGUGGGAUUCCAGGGUCCUGACCUCUACUGCAACAGGUUUGGCAAUGUGGUGGAGUCUGGUGAGAACACCUAUGUUAACCUGCUGACACGGCUGAGAAACGCAGCCACGGCCCUGAGAGCAGGUGGACGCGACAGGAAGCAGGUGGCGGUGCUGUUCGUUGACGACCAGUCCAUCCAGCUGAACAGGUUCGGUAUCCUGCGGGAAGCUCGAAACGCAGCUCAGUUGGACGGCCUUGACAUCGUGGUGAUUGACCUUGGUGUGAGGCAGUUCGUCAACUUCGUGCUGGGCUUGACCCCCGUACAGGAAAACUACGUCAACUACGUCACCCAGGGCGCCAAUCAGGCCGUCAGAAGAACCACGGAGCGAAUUUGCGCAUCCAUCAAGACCGCCUAGCCUCGCCUUGCUGACGUCAUGUGUGCUGCCAAUGGACCGGCCAGCACCAAAACACAUUUCCUCCAGACUUUAGGACUAAUUAUCGCUGUAGAGUAUAAUACAUAUUAUAAUAAAUAUCACUUUGUUCUAAAUAAAAUUUUCUUCUCAUGAGUU
Messenger RNA from Pomacea canaliculata, 1488 nucleotides. RefSeq names its product collagen alpha-5(VI) chain-like. The record is from RefSeq and is a predicted model, not a curated record. NCBI's taxonomy places the organism in Eukaryota, Metazoa, Mollusca, Gastropoda, Architaenioglossa, Ampullariidae.